This is a messenger RNA of Physcomitrium patens, 5335 nucleotides long. Lineage: Eukaryota; Viridiplantae; Streptophyta; Bryopsida; Funariales; Funariaceae. The record is from RefSeq and is a predicted model, not a curated record.
UUCUUCCGUCGUCGCAAAACCUAAUCCAGUUGCAUGAUUUCUGUGACAAGGGCGAAGGGGCUGGUCGCCAUGACUAUGCGCAGGCUCCUCACGUCCGCCAGCUUCGCCUUCUCUGCCGCACCUCAAUUGGGUCAUUCCGAGAAUUGGCUGAAGAAGACGACCACGACUACGAGGCUUGGCGAGAUCGAUUAAGAAUCCGGCAUUCCUGGAGCACAUCUCAAGCGUAAGGCGAGAGAGAGUUUCUGUGCUUGCGUUAGAUUCGGAACUGACUUCUCUGUUUUCGUGGCUGUUUUAUUCACAAUUCACCGUGAAGAAUUACGUUCGAAUUUUCAUAUUUGUAACCUUGACUGUCGCUUAUGCCUUAAUUCUUACCAGUCCUGCAUUCUCCUUCAUGCUUCCAUUUCCUAGCUCUGUUCAAGUUCCUGCUCCGGGAUUUUUUCCUUGUGUGGGGUCGCUGUACAGUUAUGUUCUAGUUUAAGUUUUGGCCAGAUUUAUGGUUUAAAUGUAAGAGAAAUUAUCGCCUUACAUACCUGAGUUAAAAUGGAAUUUAGGGAAAAUGACAGGUUAUUAUCUAUUAUCCUUCCCUGUUGUACAACACAAUCAGGGCUUGAAUCAUCGAGAUGGAAACUCAGCUUUGGAUCCGUUAUCAAAGAAAAAAGAGUCCGUUGUGUGCGUCUCUUUAAGUUGACCGGCGCUUGGCCUUUGAAUGUUGUUGUGAGGAGUAUUGCUCCGAAUCGCUUUGUUGAUAAUUUGAUACGAGAGAUUCCCAUGAUGCUGUACAUCAGCAGGAGAUCCUUAUCACAGUGUGGGUGCAGCUUCUAUGAAUUUCAACUCGAAGGAAAUGGCGGUGGAGUUUGCUGAGAAGUAUGGCUGGGAAUGUUCAGUGAGCUAUUUUGGUCGUCACCUCCUUUUGUAAUCCAGGGCAACAUGCAUGGGAUGAGUUUCAGGGUUCAGUAUGCUCACAUCAAGACAGGCUACUAAUUGUUUCUCAAGUCUGUGAGGGUUCACUAUUCCUCCCGCAUUCCCUUCUAAAGAUCUUUCUCUUGCUUUACAUGUUAUUUGUACUCCAUCACGGAUUUCGAAGCCUUCGUUUGUUUCGGUGUGGAUUUGGCACAGGUUGAGCACGUUUCCACACAUGACAAUCUCAUUAGCUCUUGUGCAAGUUCACCCCUUCAAUGUUGAGAUAAAUUAGACUAUUGGGGGUCUUGUUGGAACAUAUUUUUCGUGGAUUGUAUUGCAGGUUCGAGAGCCUCACCACUCGGUAAUUAAGCCAAAUGCACAUCCCGACAAUUCCAAAUAGAAAGGCCCAGCCCUGGAGUGCGAUUAGGUUUAAAUGUCUAUGUAUCGAUUUCAAUUAAGGUCUUAUUUAGCACCUCGGAUUUUACGAUUCGGAGAGGUUUAACUAUUAAAACCACAGCAUUUUUUUUGUCCAGUAGAGGAAUUAAAAGCAAGUUUACUGCCUAUAGUGUCUGCUAUGCGGAUAUACUUGAAGUUCUUCGUUUAGUCGAUGUGUGCUAUCCAAAAUGGUAGCAACUCAAAAGUCUUUUGUAGGACCUCAAGAAUCUGACUUUGUGGAAAGAUGUGCCACUGUACUUUACAUGUUGGGGACUAAACCACAUGAUUGAAGGAUAUAAUUGAAGGGCCAUGUGAUUGAUGACGUGGUUGGAUUACUCUUGGAUUCACUAGCUGUCUGAAGUGAAAUCUCCCCAAUUGCAAUAAGCAUUUUCCUUAAUGAGUUUGAUCGAUGGCAUUGUAUUCUGCUCCUGUCUUUUGUACUGUAUCAGACGUUAGAGGGUGACGAAUUUCGGGUGGAAACGACCUUUUGAUUGAUGACAUCCAGACAUCCAAACUGUGCGUCUCCACUGAAGUACAUGGCUAGUCGAUUUAUGCGCUGCAUUACGGCAUAACCAUCUUAAACUAAGUAUUUAGAAUGCCACUCUCACCGAAAUGUUUCUGUUCUUCAACCAUUGUGAGAUGUUGGUGUGGUUGAUUUCUGAUUCACAACUUUUAAAUGCAACUUUUCUAAUUCUGAUCGUUGACCAUGGAUUCAUUUGUGCACCAUCUUAUCGCUGUAACAACAGCUGUCUAGGUGCUCGAGGUCCAGACCUGCUCUUCAUCUUUCAUUCUUUCUGUUAGCUGUUGCAACGCAUGCAAGUGGAAAAUCCAAGAUGAGGUUUAUGUAGUUCUGCUACUCGUAUUAACACCCUUUGAACAUUCGUGAAGUGGAAAUGUAGCAACAGUUGAGAAAUUAGGGUUUCCUCAAAAUCGCCCAUGUAUAUCCCUGUAGGAUGAACAACAUAAUUAAAAACCAGGUUUCCAUGUUCCAAAACGGUCUUCAGCAGAACUUCACUACACGCUGAUGUAUCCAAAUUAGGCUAAAAUUUGCUCGAGGUAUUUAAAAAAAAGCCCCAACAAUGGUGUCGUGUGUCCAGUUCGAAUCGGUAUUUUUGGUGUUCGGAACUCAAAGCGGCAGUCUAUUUAUGUAUUACAUUGGCGACAACUCUCCCACGUUUAUUGAAGAGCUGGUUCAUUCAGAAGGUGGCAUCACGAGAAUAUGGGUGAACAAACUAGGCACUCGAAUAAUCUUCGAGGAUGAGAGACACGUCGUAUAUUUCUACAACCCACUUAAACAUCAGAUUCAGCAGAUUUCAGCUUCCUCGGGGCAGAUGGAGGAAGCGAACUGGAACCACUGGGACCCACAUAUCUUUUCCUUAACAAAACCUGCAUCGAACCAUGCUUAUCUUUACACUUCUGUCACCAAAGGGGUCAAAAAGUUGCCUCAUUCUGUUGAACAGCUUAGUCUGGCAGCUAAUGUUGUGGUGUCCAAGGAGUGCCCUAUUGAACAAACAAAAGCAAAGGCCAUGUUUGAAGAUAACUUGAGCAUGGCUUACUUUGACAAAGCUUGGAUUAUUGCUACAAUGAUGAAGGACAAUAUGAUAUGGGAAACAUUGGCAGGGAUGGCUUUGAAGCAUUUGGAGCUUCAAAUGGCAAUGAAAGCAUGUGAAGAAUCAAAGAAUGUUGUGAAUUUAUCAAGAUUACACCACAUGGAAGAUGUUGAAGACAAAAAUUUAUUGUCAGCUAAAGUGUUGAAACUGUUGCAUGAGUACACAGAUGCAUUUAAAUGUUAUAAAAAAUCAUUACAAAAUGAAUGUGCUUGCAAGUUAUUGUGCCAUCUUCAAAACUGGAAUCAGGUGGUGGACACCAUUCAAGCAGAUCCAAGUUUUUCUUCUAGCUUGCCUACAAUCUAUGGCCAUUUUUUGGAAGUCCAUGAUAAAAAACAAUUAGCCUUUUCAAGCUAUGAAAAAAAGUUGAAUUGUUGUGAUACAAAACCAACUCAAAAAACUUUUGCACAAAUUGGCAUAACCCGGCUAUCCAUUCAAUUUGGAGAUUUAUGGAAGGGUCGUCAAAUGGCAAUAACUUGCAAUGAUUCCAUGUUGUUUUGUGAUUGUGCCAUGGUUUUAAAUAAAUUCAACCUAUACCAAGAUGCUGCAGAAUUCUAUGAGCUUGGGCAUCAUUUCCAUGUGGCUCUUAUGAUUUAUAUUGGACUUAAAAAAAUUAAUAAAAUUGUCCAAAAUUUUCAAAGAAUAUUUAGUCCAAAGUUUUUAAUUGAUUAUGCAAAGUAUUUGGAAGAUAAUGAAAAAUUUGAAGAAGCUUGUACAUUUUUUGAACAAGCUGAGGAUUUUGUAAAUAUGAUUCAAAUACAAUUGCAACAUUUAAGGAACCCAACAAAAGCAUUUGCAAUAUUACGCAAGGUAAAGAGUAGUGAAGGAGCUGCUAUGGUUACAUUGUUUUGUAAAAACUCUGGUAACUAUGAAGGUGCAAUAGAAUUUUUAAUCAUGCAAAAAAAAGUUGAAGAAGCCAAUGUGUUGGCAAAGCAGCAUGGAUUGGUGAAUGAAUACUUUGAUUUGGUGAAAGAUGUUGCAAGUAAUGAGGAGUGUUGCAUGCUGGCCAAGUAUUAUGAGUCUAUUGGAGUGUUAGAUAAAGCUUCAACCAUGUUUUAUAAAUGUGGAGACUAUGCACAAGCUCUUGGUUUGCUAUUACAAUUGGGAACCCACAAAGCCAUGGAAACUGCCAUUGACAUGGUAGGAGAGCUUAAGCAAGACAAGUUGACCAACCAAUUACUUGAUUAUUUUAUGGGAGAAAUAGAUCAAAGGGGACUUAAAGGACCACAAUAUAUGUUCUCUCUUCAUAUAGUUUUGGGCAAUUAUGAACAAGCCACAAGGGCUGCUUCCCAAAUUGCCACUCAAGAACAAGAUAUGGGAAACUACAAAGUUGCACAUCAACAACUGCAGAAAUUUUGCAAAAUCUUACGAUCAGAAGCAAAAUAUGUGCCGUCCAACUUGUUAAAUCAACUAAUGCUAUUGCAUUCUUACAUCUUAGUGAAGACUUGGAUUUGCUUGGGUGAUCACAGGUCAAGUGCACGAAUGUUGAUACGUGUUGCUCAAAACAUUGAUAAGUUCCCCGCACAUACCAAUCCAAUAUUAAUAUCAACAGUGAUAGAAUGCCAAAGAGCCGGAUUGAAGACAACCGCAUAUUCCUAUGCAUCUAAGUUGUUACGACAAGAGCAUAGGGAACCAAUCUCCCAUGAGCAUAAAAGAAUUUUGGCAAAUAUUGUCCGCAAGUGUGAAGAUGUAGAUGAAAAUGAGCCCCUUUCUCCAUGCCCAUAUUGCCAAUUUGAAAUACCAGAAACACAACUUGAUUGUGUGGCAUGUGGAACUACCAUUCCGUUCUGUAUAGCCACGGGAAGACAUAUGAUGCAAGGAAAUUGGACUCAAUGCCCAUCCUGCAAAUUUCCAGCUUUGAUGAAUGAAUUUCUCAAGGUGAUUGAGGUUGAGAAAGUAUGUCCCAUGUGCUUGGCAAUGGUGAAUGUUGAUGAAGUGCACCAGAUUCUGGAGCCACUGCUUGAUGCACCACCACUAAAACUUCUUUCAUAAUAUGAAGCUCAGUCACCUUAAAAAUAUAAAUCCACAGCAAGUUUUGGGUGUAUCACAUCCAUAAAAAUAAGUUGUUUAAUGAUUUGUUGGAGUUUUUAUGGAUUCUGUCCAUAAUUCAAACAAAUCAUGACACUAUUUUCAUUAUUUCCAAAUUUUCAAAUUAGUGCGUAAAUAUGUAUAUUUAAUUUUUUUGACAAAUGUGAAGAUGAUGUGAAGAUGAAGUACUUGUGCUAAAAGUCUGAUCCUGCAUAUUCUUGACAGUUCACCAGAUUGGCAUUUAUAUGCUUUUAGUUUUAUACAAGUAUGCUAUUCUUUGAUACUUGUUUUAAUUUAGAUUCUUGCAAUCUGCAUUUCUAGUGUUAAAAAAACCAAGAAAUUUACGAUUCAACGUAUUUUCGUAA